CCUUAUUUUAAAAAUGGCAGAAGAAUAAAUAGUGACUGUGAAAUUUGCUAAUCAACCUAAACUAUUUGGCAAAUGGGAUUAUGAUGAAGUUCAAGUUACAGAUUAAUGUUUCAAAGAUUACAUUGCAGUCUAAACUUCAAAAUCUAGAGUUUUUGUUCCUCAUACUGCUGGAAGGUAUCACUUUCAUUCUAAAAUAGAUAUCAACGAAAGAAAUUUAGAAAAGCAUAAUGUCCUAUUGUAGAAAGAUUGGCUGGUGCACUCAUGUUCCAUGGACGUAAUACAGGUAAAAAAGUAAAGGCUGUUGCUAUCAUCAGACAUGCAUUUGAGAUUGUACAUUUGUUAACUGGUAAAAAUCCACUUUAAGUCUUGUCUUUGGCUGUACAAAGAGGUGGAGCCAGAGAAGACUUCACAAAGGUUGGCACAGGUGGUGUUGCUAAAUAAUAAGCUGUUGAUGUUGCUCCAAUAAGAAGAGUCAAUGAAGUAAUUAUGUCAAAAUAUACUUCAUUUAGGCAGUCCACAAUUUAGCAAAAGGUGUUAGAGAAUCAGUUUUCAAGAAAAUGAAGACUAUUGCAGAAGCUCUUGCUGAUGAGCUUAUUGCAGCAGCCAAUGAAGAUGGAUAAAAAUCAUACACCAUUAAAAAGAGAGAUGAACUUGAAAAAGUAGCAAAAACCAAUCGUUGAUGCUUAAUACAAUAAUAAAUAUAUUAUAUUACAAAUAAAAUAAUA
This is a messenger RNA of Paramecium primaurelia, 725 nucleotides long. Lineage: Eukaryota; Ciliophora; Oligohymenophorea; Peniculida; Parameciidae. The record is from the annotation of a GenBank genome assembly.